This is a messenger RNA of Lingula anatina, 1499 nucleotides long. RefSeq lists its product as uncharacterized. Lineage: Eukaryota; Metazoa; Brachiopoda; Lingulata; Lingulida; Lingulidae. Gene Ontology annotation, biological process: mitotic cytokinesis; regulation of phosphatidylinositol 3-kinase/protein kinase B signal transduction. The record is from RefSeq and is a predicted model, not a curated record.
UACUAGCUAGGUCAUAAUGGCGUGGCCAGCGUGGCAUUUUCGGGACGUAUGAAGUUGAAUAAGUUCAAAGAUCUAAAAGAUUCUUAAAAGCUGCCAAUGUUCAGUAAAAGAAGAAUUGGGAAAUUAUGGCAUCGAGAUCGACCUCGGCAGCUGAUGAAUCUACGUUGAGAGAAUUUUCCUCGAAACCAAAACCAAGCCCUAGAAAAAAUGGGAUGAAAACUCCUUACGCCAAUACUGCAGAGUUGGAUAAGUUGGAGGAUUUGAAUUUUUCCUCCACCACAAGCGAAGAUAGCAGUGUUUGGCUUACAGUUGGACAAGACAUGCAUUCACAGGAACUUACAGGGGACCUUUUUGAUAGAAAAGAGAUAAUAGCUAGAGAACAAGAAAUGGAAAGAAAAAGGAAAGAAGACAAUCAGAAUCAGAAUUUUGAUUUCGAGACGUCAAAACAACAACUCUCAAAAGCCGCUGAAUUGUGUCUAAAAUUGGCGGAACAAUUAGAUUCUAAAAGUCUUUGCCAGCAACCUAAAUCAUCAGAACAUAACAAAUUAAAAUCUGAGAAUCAACAACUGAAACAACAGCUAGGAGAGGUUAUCGAUGCUAACCUUCAUUGGCAAAAAUAUAACGUGGAGAGGGACAACUAUGUGAUCAGUUUGCAAAAUGCGCUUAAGAGCAAACAAACGCAAAAGUGCGCAUGCGCCAGCAGAGAGCCCGCUGACGUGUUGACAGAGGCACAGCAAAAUGAAGUUGACAAGAUACUGCUCAAUGCUAAGGCGAAAACUUCAUCGAUAGAAAAAGAGAAGGAACAGCUUCAAGAUUCCAUCCGCGAUCUUCGUCUUACCAUUCAUCAGAAAAAUCAAGAAAUAGAGAACCUGCAAAAGAGCGCUGCCAUGAGCCAGGAUCACCACCGGUCUUCUAACCGUUCUAACGACGAUGACUAUGUCAAUAUGUUGAAGGAGCAAAUCCGCGCCGUGACCGAAGACUUUGAGGCCGAGAGACGAGACCGAGAGGAGGCGCAUUCAAAAAUUCUCGAACUUGAAAUCCAGCUUCGACAGUUAAGGAACUCGAGGAGCAAUUUCCAGUUCUAUCACCAAGGCAACACUGUUGUGGACGGUUGAUCAAAAGACAGACAACAGCAACAGAGGACCGACUGAGUCAUUUAUACAGUAUUAAAUGAAACAAGAACAAUUUUAAGUAACAAAUCUAAAACCAAAUAACAAAUCUGAAACAGAUGGCUGUUAUAGGUCUUGUGAAACCUUGUUUUUCCUAGCGCAAGAAUAAAAAAGCAAGAUAUAUUUUACUCAAGACUAUAACAUAUAUCCAAAUUGCAAUACCCAUGCAUUCCAAAUCGUUGCACAUUAAUGUGUUUUCAGUAUCAUAACUAUACUUAUACGCAUGUGAUAUGUCCCUAAGUCUUACAUUUUUAUGGCUUUUUAUCCUGAAAUGCUACAUGUCACAAGUCAGAUCUCAAAUCCCUCAAUGUCGGUAGUUUCUUCUGGAAU